This is a messenger RNA of Lytechinus pictus (painted urchin), 3680 nucleotides long. RefSeq names its product 5-hydroxytryptamine receptor 1-like. The record is from RefSeq and is a predicted model, not a curated record. Gene Ontology annotation, molecular function: G protein-coupled receptor activity. The transcript has 3 exons. Lineage: Eukaryota; Metazoa; Echinodermata; Echinoidea; Temnopleuroida; Toxopneustidae. Gene Ontology annotation, biological process: G protein-coupled receptor signaling pathway. Bases 184 to 1392 code for a protein of 402 amino acids. Gene Ontology annotation, cellular component: plasma membrane.
CAAUAACUCAUUUUUCCAUGUGAAAUAAAGAUUUUGUUGUUAUUGUGUGUUGUGGUUGGGGUUAAUGUAAAAUUGUUUUCUUGAUUCGAAUCACAUUCAUUUACAACCUGGUAUAAAUCACCUAGUCUCAUCGACUUCGGCUUCAUUUCAAACAUCAGUGUCGACACCGCGAUCGACCACGGUAUGAUGUCCAGCAUGAAUUCAUCUACAACCCCAUACAGCGGUCUGCAGAUCGACCACCAACCGACAUCAUUGGUGGCAAUCGUCGAGGGAUUGACGAUGAUCAUCAUCUUUCUCGGGUCGUUGAUCGUUAAUCUCGUCGCCUUGGUGACCAUCCUCCGUGAUAAGAUACUGAGGAGGAAUGUUCAUAAUUGGCUAAUCAUCAACCUGAUCAUCAACGAUCUCGGGAUUACGAUCACCAGUAUGUCGUUCUCUAUUAUAUCUGUCUUUGACAACGGUUAUUUUCUGAUUCACAGUGAAGUCAUGUGUUUGAUCAACGGUAUUGGUGGAACAGCUUUUUCCUUCGGAAACUUUGCCACCAUUGUGGCCAUAUCUGUAGACCGCUAUCUGACCGUCAUUUGGUCCAGUCGCUUUCCUCCAACAAAGACUCGUAUCAUCAUCUUCAUCAUUCUCUGUUGGGCAUUUUCCGUGUUCAACAUCAUCCCGCCUUCCUUUGAGUUAAUCUCUGAUUACAAAUAUCACCCUUUCACCCAUCACUGCUCCCCAAUCUGGCAAGUAUGCCUCUAUUACUUCAUCUGCUUCGUCAUCCUGUUCGGCAUCACUAUUCCCGCCAUGGUCUUCUGCUACAUUGGUGUCUUCUGGACCUUGAGGCGUCAGCAGCAGGUCCUACGAUCUCACGCCAACGGUCGAAAACCAGACGACGCUCCUGCAGACGUUAUUGCAAGCGACAGCGAGAAAGUCGAUGAUGACAGCCUUCACGCAUCCAAUCCGACAACCAACUCGGGCUUGAGUUUGGAAGAUCUUCCUGGUCGGUACGGAAAUGUUUCUGAGACUACAGCAGAAGAAUCAUCAUCUUCCAACCUUGACCAGCAUGUGGAUAGUGGUAUCAAGGAAGCGACUGCUCAUCCGGAGAAGAAGAUGAACAAGAAAAGGAAGAGGGCAUUGCAGAAGAAACUCACGACUGACAAAAGAAUCGCUCUGACGGGCAUACUAUUGGUGAUGACUACGGUGAUAUGCUGGACACCAUAUUCCAUCGUACAUUCAUGUUCCAUCGAUAUCAAUGUGGCUCAUUCAUUUGGUGUGUUCACUAUGUGGCUCGCUUACAUCAACUCCCUCCUCGAUCCAAUCAUUUAUUCCUUCAUGAAUAGACGAGUUCGUGCUCGAUACCGUGCCAUGAUGUCUAGCUUCAGAAUGACUGUAUGUAAGAAAUAGUGAAUGAAUCGUCUCACGUGAGCAUCACUUGCAUAUUAAUGUCAAUACUGCAAAAUCUGCUUUCAUGAAACAUGUUCACACGAGAAACUGAUGGUUUUAAACCUCUGAUUUACAAAGCCUGUUAAACAAAUCCAAAGUCAUAAUUUAGUGACUAUAUCUUUAUCAAAAGUUUACAUGAUAUUGGAAAACUAACCAAUGUGUGAUUUCUUUAAAGUUUUUAUAAGAACAGAAAACCCGAUAAUCACAAUUCUUGUAGAAUGAUUUUAAUGACCCUUGCAAAGUCUCCUCAAUCAUGUCAAUGGUAAAUAUAUUAUAGAUAUAAACCGAUUUACCAGUUUAUACUGAAUAUGCUAAAAUUAAUUGUCUCUUUUAUUUCACUUCAUUUCGUUUAUUUAACAUUUUCAACAAUUACAGUUUGUUUUACAUUUUGACAUACAAAUAAAAAAACAUAUUUCAAGUAUCCCUGUACAAAAAUUAUAUUCAAGAUUAUUACAUAUCAUGUUGGAAAUGGAGGAGGAUGCUAAAAAGCGGAGCUUGUAGAGUGCAGCCUCCUAAUAAAUAUUCUUGUGGUUACAUACUUUACAUAGCAUAUACAAAUCAAAGUAACAAGUUUUUAAUAUGUGCAUAUCUCUUGUGUUAUGCAUGUUUUUAGUAUUUUCUUCAUUUUUAUUGUCCUGUAUCAUGUUCGUUCAGAACUCGUGAUCUGGGCUCAUUGUUUUGUUUCCCUUUUGAUCAAUAAAAGAUUGAAGUGAUUUAUAGGAAAAAAUGAAAUGAGGAAGAUCCAUUGUAAUAAAAACCGAAACAACAAUACUGAGAAAAACAAUCAUCCACAAAAACUGUAUCAAAUGAUCCAUAUUAGAUAAAAACACGCAAUUAAUGGUGAAUGCUAGAAUCGUCAUUAUCUCCUGUAUUAAUUUGAUCAGUUUGAACAUGAUAGUCAUAACAUUUAUUGUUUUAGCGUUACUGUACUUUAUGAUGUAGUUGGAAAUCGGUGUUUAGUGUGUAAUUACUGAUGUAUGUUGUAUAGCUUGUGAAAUCAAUAAAAUAGUUUAUAAUUUUGUUUUAAUGAAUAUACCUAAUUGGCUACUUUAUAGUUUCUUCUAAUAUUUUGGUCGUAAUAAUAUGAGUAAGAAUAAAAUGUAAAAUAUAUGCAGUACAAGUAUAGAAAAAAAAUGCUCAAACUUAUAAGUAACUUUUGAUAAUCUUCGCUACUGUUGCUAUAAGUAUAAACCUUUCUAAUCAUUUUAUUUUCAUCUUUUUAGACUGUAUUAUACAUUUAAAAUAUAUUAUAAUGCUUCAGUAUCAAAUAUUAUGUUAAUGAAUAAUGCGGAAUACGAAAAUGUGUAAUAUAUUUUAGUGUUCAUGUUUCUCCUUCUCUUCUAAAAUAUUGGGUAAAAAUGCUCCAUUGGGGUAAUUAUGUGCCCAACCAACUUCGGGUAUUUCUUUUGGGCAUUUUUAUUUAUCCAGUGUGAUGAAAAAUUUGCCCAUUCUUAAGUAAUUACUGCUUAUUUUUAACCUUACUGGAUAAAAUGCUUCUCGCAUUGUGUAAAAUACUGCGCAAAAUUGGUUGGACACAUAAUUACCCUCGUGGUGGUAAAAAAUUUUACCCAAUAUUUUUUACAGUGUAAAUAUUAUAUUCAUCAACUCUUUGUUUUCUUCAAUGUUUGUAGUAGCAUUAAAUUGAGGUGGUUAUCUUGUGACCAGGGUGAUAUUGCAUGUGAGUGGAUUUAUAUUAUUUUGCGUCACAUGGGGAACGUUUCAUAAAAGGACUUGUUACCAUAGGAACUAAGCAUCUCGGCCAAUCAAAAUGAAGGAAAGAUAUCGGAUGUGACAACUUGUAAGACGAUAAAUGUUGAUGAAACAUUCUCCUAUGCCCUCUUGCAUAAAAGUUAAAGGACAAGUCCACCCCAAAAAAUAGGAUGUAAAAUAAGAAAAAAAUAUGACAUUUUAGAGUUUCGCUUAAUUUCACAAAACAGUUAAAUGAACAUCCUUCACUCUAAAAAAUGAAAUGUUAAAUCAACAAUUGAAAAGUUGGAGGAGUGACAAUAUUUUCGAAAUGUUGCAUUUACCAUUUUAAUUGGUUCGACCCAACACUUAAAUUGUGGUACAAAUCUUUAUACAAGAUAUGAUAUUACAUUUGGAAGGUUGUCACUCUUAAAAAAAAAACUUUUUGAUGUAAACAUUUCAUUUUUUGGGUGUUGUCAAUAUGCAAAUAAAGAGAUUGAUGACAUUACUCACUCACCAUUUCUUUUGUAUUUCAUUAUAUGAAAUAUGAAAUAAUUUAAUGU